Gigantopelta aegis is the source of this 1773-nucleotide messenger RNA. RefSeq lists its product as uncharacterized. The record is from RefSeq and is a predicted model, not a curated record. Lineage: Eukaryota; Metazoa; Mollusca; Gastropoda; Neomphalida; Peltospiridae. Gene Ontology annotation, molecular function: protein binding.
AUGGAAUUUCUCGUGACGUCACUUCCGUAUGUAGUUCUACUGUCGACUACAACAUGGAUAUUCCGUGUUUCCCUUACCAAUCCUUCAACUCUCUACAUUCCAUAUGCAUACGACGGAAGCGAACCUCUGUACCAGUUUGACAAAAACGUCAUUGAGCAGAUCGCCUACGAUCCAAGUGACAAACUUGUAUACUCUUUUGGUGGAUCCUCGGUGAACGUUAUUGACAUAUGGGAGCCGGAGAAUAUGAUCAUUCUUCAUCACUUCACGCUGGACAAUGUGGAUCUGACAGACGUAGAGACGUGUGGACGACAUGUCCUCAUUUCUUACCAAAAUCUCACUGACAGGGAGUCUGGGCACGUGCUUGUGUAUGAAAAAUAUAAUAAAGCAGAAAACAAAAUGAAUUUAAUACACGACAUUACAGUGGGUUCCUUGCCGGACAUGCUCCUCGCCACACAUGACUGCCGCCGUAUUGUAGUUGCCUUAGAAGGAGAAGCCUAUGUAUCCGGAGGAGCCGUGAUCGACCCUCCUGGAGGAGUCGGUAUAAUCUCCUUCCCAGGUGGAUUUGGGAAAGGCGAAUACUUCCACUACACUGAACUGGAUUUCUCAAUGUUCAAUAACAGAGUGGCCGACCUGGAGAAAACGGGAGUACGGUUUGUCUAUCGAGAAAAUAACAACUUGUUUUCCAACGACGUCGAACCAGAAUACGUGACCAUCAACAAGGACAGCACGACGGCGUAUAUAACACUUCAGGAAAAUAACGCCAGCGUGGUGGAUUUGACACAGAUGAAAAUAACGGCUAUUCAUGGAUUGGGAUUCAAAAACUGGAGAGGUUCAUGCCUGGAUCCUAGCGACAAAGAUGGCGGAAUCAAGUUGGCUCCCUGGCCCAUAUUUGGGAUGUAUUUACCAGACGCCAUUAACCUGUCACGGAAAGGCGUGGACUAUCUUGUGACAGCCAAUGAGGGUGAUUCUAAGGACUAUGACGAUGUCUGGACAGAAGAGAGAAGAGGUCACGAUUUCACAGAUGCAAUGCUUUCUCCAGCAGUUGAUUGCUGUCUUAGAUCAGCCCUGAAGAAUGACUCCCAGCUGGGCAGACUGAAAUUCACGGAUGCUACAGGAACAAACUCAGCUGGGAAGUUUGACGCCCUCUACACAUUCGGAGGUCGGAGUUUCUCCAUCUUGCGGGCCGACACCAUGGAAAGAAUUUACGACAGCGGCGACGACAUCGAACUGACGAUAAUGGAACUCAGACCAGAAAUAUUCAACAGCAAAUCUGAGAUGUCUAAGACCCCUUUCGAAACCAGGGAUUCACGGUCACCGUCAAAGGGACCAGAACCUGAAUCGGUGACGUAUGGAGUGGUAGAUGAUCAUCUACUUCUGUUCAUCGGCAGCGAGCGACCUGGAUUUAUAUCAGUCUACUCAGUUGCAGACGACAUCACCAAGCCUCGCUUUGAGUUUCUCUAUGACGGCAUCAGUGACGUUGACAUGACGUUUCAACAACUGUACGACCAGAGGAAGUUGAAUGCGUUAGAUCCUGAAGACAUAAGAUUUAUUGACGGACCAUCAAGUCCAACAGGAAAGCCCAUUUUGCUGAUUACAGGAGCGAAAAGCGGCUCUUUUACCAUAGUAAACGUGGAUGUGUCUGCCAGCGCACCGACUCCAGUCCCCACUCCGAGAACAUAUUGCUGUUGUGGCCAACACAGGCACGGGUGGGAUACCAAGCGAGGAUAUGGUGAUGCUGCUGAUCAUGACGUCAACAGCAACAGUCGAGACUGA